Coniophora puteana RWD-64-598 SS2 is the source of this 1861-nucleotide messenger RNA. RefSeq names its product FAD/NAD(P)-binding domain-containing protein. The transcript is spliced from 9 exons. Gene Ontology annotation, molecular function: electron-transferring-flavoprotein dehydrogenase activity; flavin adenine dinucleotide binding. The record is from RefSeq and is a predicted model, not a curated record. NCBI's taxonomy places the organism in Eukaryota, Fungi, Basidiomycota, Agaricomycetes, Boletales, Coniophoraceae. Gene Ontology annotation, cellular component: cytoplasm. Bases 79 to 1512 code for a protein of 477 amino acids.
CACCACUCAUCUCCAUCUCCCGGUCGGCUCAUUCUUUUGGGGCUUCGGUCUCCCUCCUCUUCCUUGCCUUUCCCCACCAUGUCGACCUCAACAUUACCUUCACCAUCGACCGCAUCGACCUCAACACAACCCAAGACUGUCGCUGUUUUCGGAGGGUCUUACGGCGGUUACCGAGCCGCGAAGCUUCUUGCCCAUGGCCUUCCAGAGGGAUGGAGAGUAGUCCUUGUUGAUAGAAACUCACACUUUAAUCAUGUCUAUAGUUUGCCUCGCUUCGCUGUCCUACCCGGGCACGAACAUAAAGCAUUUAUCCCCUACGACCCCGUCUUUGAUAAAUCCCAACUACUUUCCGCUCCUUCCCCCGCCUCGAGCACUCCCUCGCUCGCUGGACAUGACAACAUCCGGCUACACGCCAACAUCACCGAAAUGGGCCCGGACCACGUCCACCUCAGCCGCGCAUUCCCCGAGUACGGACUAGACACCAAACUUAAUUUCGACUACGCAAUAUAUGCUCUGGGGGCGCAUCUCCCCGCCCCUAUAGAUCUGUGGGGUCCCAUAGAGGAACACCCCGGGAAGGAUAUUCCUGCAUCUCCACCCAUGUCGUAUUCAGGCAUGAAGACGGAUAGUGUCAGCUGGCUACAAAAGGCUCAGAAGCGUGUGGAGUGCGCUCAUAACAUCUUGGUCGUUGGAGGAGGCGCACUUGGUAUUCAGUUCGCGUCGGACAUCGCACACCUCCACCCGAACAAGACCGUCACGCUUCUGCACUCACGUCGACAGCUCCUUCCUCGCUUCGACCCAUCAUUGCAUGACGAAGUCUUGCAGAGCCUCGAGAACCUCGGCGUCGACGUCAUGCUCGGCGAGCGACUUGACAUGCAGUCCGUCUCCGCUCCUCCAAUCGCCUCCAAGCCAGGCGAGCUCCCCAUUCGCAUGGUCCGCACCCAGUCAGGGCGCGAGAUCCGGACUGACCUCCUGCUCCUGUGUACUGGCCAAAUUCCAAACACGGGCCUCCUCGCGGCCAUGGAUUCCGAUACGGUGUUGUCGGACAGCAAGAUGGCGCGUGUGCUACCCACGAUGCAGCUUGACACGUCGCCCUUCGGUGUCGACGGUGAAGCGGGCGGGCCUGUAGACAUUGAAGAGGAUGGAGUGAUGGUGACGCAGACGGAGACGCGCUACCCACACAUCUUCGCGAUUGGCGACUGUGCGGACGCGUUCGGUGCGAUCAAUGCGGGCCACACGGCGUACUACCAGGGCGAGGUCGCCGCACGGAACAUUCUGCGACUCAUCCGGCGACGCGAGGGACUGUCUAGCGGUAGCGAUGAGUUGGACGAUGACGUACUCGAAGCGUACGCACCUGGUGCACCUGCUAUCAAGGUUUCGCUCGGCUUGACCCGCGCCGUGUACGAAGUCGACGGUGUCGUCGGCGUCAAAGACGACGGCGCUGACGAUCUCAACGCCGCUAUCAUGUGGUCAUCGAUGGGCUUCAAGAAUCCCACCGAUGAGGACAUGCUGAGAUAACAUCUAGCCUCGCUAUCCGCAUUUCAACCCCGGUUCACUUGACAGUGCUUUCAAUCUGGGUUGACUUCUGGCGAGAAUCCGUGAUCCACAGAAGGCGCUCGUACACAUGGACCAUGGUUCGGCUCCGUAAGACUUGACUUUGUUUGGCGACGUGCUCCUACGGCUUACGGUCAUGUCCUGUGUUGAUGCGCUUGUGUGUAGCUACGGAAUGCAAUCGAACUUUGAGGAUUACGAUCAAGGGAUGCCGCUGAGUCCUACGAAGUUGGUAUUUGAGAUGGUUUACGGGAUGUGAAAUUCAAGUGUUUCGAGCUUAUCUGCAUCCGAAGGUCAGUCCGGCGCAGCGUCAGCG